Messenger RNA from Nerophis lumbriciformis (worm pipefish), 3738 nucleotides. RefSeq names its product receptor accessory protein 3b (gene reep3b). NCBI's taxonomy places the organism in Eukaryota, Metazoa, Chordata, Actinopteri, Syngnathiformes, Syngnathidae. Gene Ontology annotation, molecular function: microtubule binding. Gene Ontology annotation, biological process: endoplasmic reticulum tubular network organization. Gene Ontology annotation, cellular component: cytoplasmic microtubule; endoplasmic reticulum membrane; endoplasmic reticulum tubular network. The record is from RefSeq and is a predicted model, not a curated record.
UGACGUCAGUAGAUGGCCGAGUGUCAUUCUGCUGCCACAAACUGGGAAGCACGGAGAGAAAGACGGGAGAAACACAAAUAACUGAAACCGUCGUGGACACAACAUUGUAAAUGAAAACAACAUGGAGGUGUGACUGAAGACGUCUUUUUCAGGCAAACCGAGGGGCUGAAGCGAAACAGCUCGCUAAGGAGGUUGCGGACUCCCUUCGAAGUUUGUGUCGGAGCAAGCGUCCUGCGGCUGGGCUAACGACACCAUUGUGCUAACCUUCCAUCUUCCACGCAGCCCCACACAUUCAAACAACGAAAAUGGUGUCCUGGUUAAUCGCAAGGAGUGUUGUGCUUGUGUUUGGGACUCUGUAUCCUGCAUACUACUCCUACAAAGCUGUGAAGACCAAAAAUGUCAAGGAAUAUGUUCGAUGGAUGAUGUAUUGGAUUGUUUUUGCCCUCUACACUGUGGCAGAGACCAUCACUGACCUUACACUGGCAUGGUUUCCCUUGUACUAUGAACUGAAAGUAGCAUUUGUCGUCUGGCUCCUAUCACCCUAUACCAGAGGAGCAAGUUUAAUUUACCGGAAAUGUCUGCACCCAAUGCUGUCCUCCAGGGAGAGGGAAAUAGACGAGUAUAUUGUGCAGGCCAAAGAGAAAAGUUAUGAAACCAUGGUGAACUUUGGCAAGCAGGGCCUCAGCAUUGCCGCCACUGCUGCCGUCACUGCAGCUGUCAAGGGUCAGGGUGCAAUCACAGAGAAGCUGCGCAGCCUAAGCAUGCAUGACCUCACACAGAUCAAUCAGCAAGAUGGAGGGGAAAACCAGUUGUAUCGUUACACCGCCCAUGCUGGUAAUCCUGCCAUCAGACGAUCUCAGAGCGCUGAUGUACCUGAUGAAGGAGAAUACUUUUAUGACCAGGACGACGUGAGCGACGACGAGACCGAGCCAAACUUCUCCGAAGAUGAGGCUCUUUCUCAGAGAGGACUGAGGCGAUCUCAGAGUGUCAGGCUGACACGAUCCAGAGUCCGUAAAGAUAAUCGCUAUGGAUCCUUGAAGAUUAAAGGCAAGAAGAGACCAGCGCUGAGCUCCGUCAACUACGCAAUGUGAACACUCCUCUUGGCGCGCGCACACACACACACACACACACACACACACACACUCACACUCACACUCACACACACACACACACACACACACACACACACACACACAUUUUUUAGAUUUCUUAAUAGGUUUGCUUCCUAAAAAGGUAUUUUUCUUAAUGAAAUACAAUUUUUAGGUAAGUCGCUUUGUUUUAAGUGCGUUUAACUCACAAAGUUAUGAGAAAAAGACAGCUAAUACCUGCUGUUGGUCAAAGUUGUGUCAUCCAGUAUGGAAGGCGUUUACUUUGUCAAGGCACAUGUGUGUAUUUUUCUCAAAGAAGAAACUAUUUGAACACUCCCUAAUGGCUUUACGUCCGAAUGGAUGACAUAUUCUCUCCUGAGAGGUGUUGUCCAGCACCUGAAACAUUCCUCAUCACGCCUGUGUGGAAUUGUCCCAGCCCAGCCUUCCCCCUAAGACACACUUUUUGGAGUUUGACUGAGUCACACGUGGGGAAAAACCUAUCUCUCUUCGUCUGACGUCCUUUCACAGUCAACACAAAGACGACAGAAAAUGUAAUUCCGUGAAGCCCAAAUCUCUUUUUUUUUUUUUAUUAGCAUGGUGCAUAUUUUGAAAAUACAAUUGCCAAAGAGCAAAAAUGAGGGAAAAGAUGUAAUGUCAGGAGAAAAAGUUGACAUGUUGAUGCUAAUAACACAAAGCUAACAUGUAGGCUGUUUUUUCUUAGCGUACUAGAUUAUUUUUUACAAUAUAAACAUUCCCCGGCAGUCAUUAGAUUUUUUAUAAAUUGUUGUGUGAAAAUGUCUAUUUAUAUAUACAUAUUUGGGCUGAAGUCAAACCCCAUCUCUUCAAAGGUGACUUUGUUGUCAACACCAUAGAAAUACUUCAUUCCAGGUUCAGGUUGUUCCUUUUCAACUUUUCUUGCCUAUUAUCCUUUUUUUCCUGUUAUAUAUGUAUGUAUUCUGUGGCUCAGAAGGGUUUUUAUGUAUAAAUAUCAGUUAUUUUGGUCAAUGCGUCUCAUCCCAAAGCUUUUUAUUACUGCUGUUUUGUUUGCUGGUCAUCUCAGUUUCAGUAAUGCAACGUAGGUCACACAGAACGGCCUUGUCCUUGAUCAAUCGUCAGCAAUUGAUCAAUCUUUUUACUAGGCGUGUCAAAAAUGUUUUAUUUUCAGAUUAAUCACGAUUCUUGUUUGUAACGAUUCUUAAUCGAUACAUUUUUUUUUCUUUUUUCUUAUUUUUCCAGUGUGCUGUCCAGCCACUCAGAUGGAUCAUAUUGUUGAUGUAGAUGAUCAUAUCUGCUGGACGGAUUUAGAAAAGAGAAGUGUUGGGUACUUCUCUUGUUGCCUUAUUUGUAUUUGACUUUAUUAAAUGUUUGGGUAGAAUUUUACUAAACAAAACCAGUUUUCUUUUAAGUAACGUAUUUUUCGGAGUAUAAGUCGCACCGGAGUAUAGGUCGCACCUGCCGAAAAUGCAUAAUAAAGAAGGAAAAAAACAUAUAUAAGUUGCACUGGAGCCUGGCCAAACUAUGAAAAAAACUGCGACUUAUAGUCCGAAAAAUACGGUAAUAUAGAAAUUGAUAAGAGGUUUUUAUUUCAUGGAGGAAUGUAGUUAAUCAUAGCACUGGCAGCCAAUGUUAUUAAAAAAGUAUAGAUUUUGAAUCGAGAAUCAAUUCUGAUUGGAAUCGUUACCCCCAAGAAUCGGAAUGAAUCGUGUGGUUGGUGCCCAAAGAUUGACAGCCCGAGUAUACAGUAUACCAUAGACCCUCCAAUAAAAUGCUAAUAAGAGAGCUUUUCCUUGGAAUGAAUGAACCAUAAAAGACAUUUCAUUAAAGGUAAAACAUAGUGGAAGUAGUCGCUUGCUUUUUAUAACAGUGCUUUUUAUUAUUAUGCUUUUUCGUAUGAAUUGAUCAUGAGUAUUAUCUGAAUCAUGUACGGUAAAAGACUCAGUGUAGGGUUUUUGUGGACAGUAUGUUCUGAAAGAUGAGAUAUUUGGUGUGUGUAUCUACAAAUACAACAUUAUUAGUCUAAUAUACACUGCUAACAAAAAAUCAAGGUAACACUUAAAGGACACAAUGCAGUCAGUCCCACUUAGGAAGCAACAGUGAUGGACAAUCAAUGUCACAUGCUGUUGUGCAAGUGGAAUAAACAACAGGUGGAGUUUUCCACUUUGAGUGUGACUCCAAAUCAAUACAUCUGAUUUCACUGCUGUGUGAUGAUGUUGUCUGCACUUUUAACUCUGUAAAGAAGAAAGUAUUUAAUAAGAAUAUGUCAUUCGUUCCCAUUUCGGAUGUUAUUUCAGUGUUCCCUUCAUUUCUAAGAGCAGUUGACUAAUGAGCACUUUGUGUACUAACAAGCUGUUUUAUUCAUCCCCCUUAAAACUGGCUUUUGCGGUCAAGUCCUUUCUAUUAAAGCUCUGCAAAGCUGCAUUAUUGUGGAGCCAAAUACACAACCAUGUCUUUUUAAAUGUCUGGUGUAGUUGAUCUAUGAUCAGCUCUGACUUUGAGAUGGCACAACAAACCAAACUUUGCAUAUUGUCAUAUUUCUGGUCAAGGCUCAUAAAUUAUAUACACCAAAGUUUUGUGUACAGGAUUUGGAUGAUCGUUAAAUGGAUUUUGUGGCAAUUAAAUGAAGAUGCCUUGUUCUUCUGUGGCAACAACA